Messenger RNA from Pyrgilauda ruficollis (rufous-necked snowfinch), 4947 nucleotides. It is a transcript of the gene CD38, whose product is annotated as CD38 molecule. Gene Ontology annotation, biological process: positive regulation of B cell proliferation. The transcript is spliced from 9 exons. Lineage: Eukaryota; Metazoa; Chordata; Aves; Passeriformes; Passeridae. Bases 220 to 1239 code for a protein of 339 amino acids. The record is from RefSeq and is a predicted model, not a curated record. Gene Ontology annotation, cellular component: plasma membrane. Gene Ontology annotation, molecular function: phosphorus-oxygen lyase activity; NAD+ nucleosidase activity.
CCCGGAGAGCCCGGCACAGCCCGGGGAUCCCGGCAGGGCGCAGCGCUGCCCGGACAGCCCCGCGCUCUGCGGGCGGCCGGUGACCCGGGGCGGGCGGGGGUCAGCCCGGCCUCCCGGGCAUCCGCCGGGGCGGGGGCGGCGGGGCUGGCCGCAGUCGCCGCUGUCCCCGCUGUCCCCGCUGUCCCCGCGGCGGAGCAGCUGCCGCCGCCGCUCAGCGCGAUGCCGCUGCAGCAGGGCUCUGCCCGGGCGCGGCAGCGCACCGUGCUCCUGGUGGGCAUCGCCGUCCUGCUGGCCGCCCUCGUCCUCGCCGUCGUGCUGGCCUCUCUCCUGACCCAUGGAAGGCACGAGAUCACCCCCCAAAUGCUGAAGUGGAAGGACAGGGGGACCACGAAGAACUUGCAAGAAGUUAUUCUGGGAAGAUGCUACAACUACAUCACGGCGCAGCACCCAGAGCUGGGAGAUAAGGAUUGUCUGAAAAUAUGGGAAUCAUUAAAAGAUGCGUUCAUUUACAAGAAUCCCUGUAAUAUCACACCAGAGGAUUACCAGCCUUUAAUGGAGCUAGCAAGCCAUCCCAUACCCUGCAACAAGUCAUUGUUCUGGAGCAAGACAGGUGACCUCGUUCAUCGUUAUACAAAAUCCAAUCAAAAUUUCCUUACCUUGGAGGACACCUUGUUGGGUUAUAUGGCUGAUAGAAUUUCAUGGUGUGGAGACCCCUCUGCCCCAGGAAUCAACUAUGAAUCUUGUCCAAAACGGAAUGAAUGUGAGAGCAAUCCUGGCUCUGUGUUCUGGAAAAUGGCAUCCAAGAUGUUUGCAGAAGCAGCCUGUGGUGUGGUUCAAGUGAUGCUCAAUGGAUCAGUAGAAGCUGGAGCUUUCAGAAGCAGCAGCAUUUUUGGAAGUAUUGAGAUCUUUAACCUGGAUCCAGAUAAAGUCACUGAAGUGCACAUUUGGCUUAUGCAAAACAUUGGUGGACCUCAAAGUGAAUCCUGCUCAGGUCAGUCCAUUCAGAGGUUAAUAAGCAUUUUAGAAGAACGAAACUUUAAGAUCAUCUGUGAAGACAAUUACAGGUACCUGGGCAGACUCCCUGAUACUCAAAACAGUGACCCUCAGACGUCAUCUUGCAUAAAAGUGCUCAGUAGAAAGAAUAGAAAAAUGAGAUCAGCAAGUGUUCAGGAGCACAGCCAAAAUUGCCUGAUGGAACCGCCAUGGAAAAAAUCUCACAAUUUCUUUCCUAUGGCCUAGUAAAAAUGCAACUGAUGUAAUUUAUAUUUACACCUUAAAUAUCUUAAAGGGUAGCUUAAAAAUGGGGGGUGGGGGGUGUUUCUUGAUGAAUCUAUAAAUUAGUCAAUAAAAGAGAGUGACAAUAAUGGUUUGCAGAGGACUGGGGAAACUCUGGGGGAAAACAUUUUCCCAUUCCUACUCUUCUAGGAAUAAUAAUCCAAUCAAUAGCUCUCCAUUGUAAUUAGACCUGGGACCUCUGCAGCUGAAUUCUGAACCCUCAGGGAAUGGACAAAAGGCCUCUUGUGUGAAGACAUCAGCAAAGUUACAUCAGCAAAGUGAUUUCUGUGGGUCAGACCCAGAGGGGUGUGAAACUCACUGCACAAUCAUUUGGAGCCCCUCUGGGAUGGGUGUUAGGCUUCCUGAUGAUGAGACCCUACACAGAGCACAACUUUGGGCUGUAAUAGGUACAUCCAGCCUUAGGUGACCAGAAGGAGCCAGCUUUCCUUCCCUACAGCAAGCUUUCAACAACAUCAGUUUGUGGUUACGUGCUUGGGUUACAGUCGGGAAACAUUAAGACUAAGAAGUGGUCUAGACAGAGGUAAAUUAUAGAAAUAAACACAACUGCAAUUCAGAUUACUCAUUCCCUGUGCUAAAAAUGCUACUAAAAAUAGGAAGCAGAAAGACAGUUACAGUCUCCACAUUUUUUUAUGUUCCAAAUUUUCUUGAGUAAUGUCAGACACUGCUGAUAGGUGAUAUGUUGGGCUGCUUCAUGUGAAGAAGUAAAAUAAUAAUACAUGUCUUGAUAAGUUUAAGCAGGUCCUGGUAUGUUUAAAUAUUUUUUCAUUAAUCAACUACAUUUUUGUUUGAGCUGUGGCUGCACUGAAUGUACUGUGUAGGCAGGGAUUAAUUUCUAUGGCUUCUAGGGACUUAUUAUGGGACAUUGGGCAAACAAUUUAAUCUUCAAAUUUGAGAUUUCCUUCCUGAAUGGGUGGCAUGAUAAGCUGAUAUUUUACAACUUUAAGAUUGUAAGGGUUAUCAUAAUGUCUGAACUGUUCUUAUGAAUGUUACAGUGUUUUAGUUUCAUCCUGUGUCAUGCCUCUGUUUCAUCCUCGAGUUGUGCUCUGGGUAGCACAGCUCGUGCGGAGCAGCCCUGGUCUCGUGCUCUCUGACAGCAUGAGCUAGUGAAGCACUUUGCAUCACAGGCUGGUCCACCAUCACUGAAAUGAAUUUAUCGUUUGCCUAUACAGGCCUGGCUGGACACAGCUCUGAGCUCUGGCCUAGUGAAAGGUGUCCCUGUCCGUGGCAUGGCAGCUGGAAUUAGAUGAUCAUUAAGUCACUUCCAAUUCAGGCCAUUCCAUGAUUCAUUCUGUGAUUAUACUCAGGUGUUAACAACUUCCUCUUGUAUCCUGUGUUAAAGAUAAUGUCUUCUGUGGGGAAGGGCAGCUUUUCCUCCUGACAGGAAUUCUUAAAAAUCCAGGCACUUCUGCUCUUUUCCUGGUGAAUUAGAGAAAUCAGCCUUUGUAAACAUUUCAGGAUGAUACAUUUGCUAGAAUCUGUAUCUUUUUUUUCUCCCUCUCCCAUUCUUUAUUAUUCUUUUAAUGCAAAGAUUUAUCUUCUAUUCCCUGUGGCCUGUUGACUGACACAGCUUGGCUGAAAUGCACUCCCUACUUUUACUGUGUUUAUCAGUAAUGAGUUGUAAUAAAAUGAUUACCAAAAGCAUUCACAAGUUUGCUGGGGCAAAGUUGAGAGGCCAUGUAAAACCAACCCAGUUUACAUGGUUCUCUACCAUGUAAACCCAACCCAGUUGCUAUAAUAAACAGCAGAAGUGGGUGGACAUUGAAGUUAAAAUACUUGGCUGCACGGAUGUUUCAAGGAACCUCUCUUUCAAAUAUGUCUUUCAACUGAUCUAUUUCACACAUUAUUUUUCAUAAUGUAACAUCAUGGCAUCAAUUAAUACAUUAUGGGAGGCAAGAUUUUUUUCAAAUUUACACCAGAAUACUCUCUUAUCAUUUGACCAUGGCUAAUUGAUUACAAAAUAACCUUUCCCUUUAAUUAUUAGCCCAAACAUUCUAGUUUAACAGAACUAUAACAAGUUGAUAUUUUUUCCAAUCCAGACCUUUUGUCAUUCUAUCCUCCUGAGAAAAAGAAUUCUAUACAGAAAUAUACCUUCAAGAACAAAUUAUAUGUAUCAAGCUUUACUAAUUAGCCUUCCUUAAAGCCUAAAAGAUUUCACCAGCAUCAACAUUUCUCUGUCUCAAUUUACCAGGAGAAAAACAGUAAUUCUGGGAAAUUUAGGACCUCUUUACCUAUGUCUGAGGUAUUUCCUGGUUUGAAUACUAAGUUGAAGAACAGAAAAUCGUGGAAACAUAGCUGUAGACCUGAUGAUGCUCUACAGUCACCUCUAACUUCCCAACCCUGCCUUGUGUUCUUCAAGUGUCCCGCAAGUGUUCCAUUUGGCCAUAACUCUACACAUUUUUCCUGUUUAUGCCAUUUUUACUCAGUUCUCCAGUAAAACAGAGAUGUCCAUGAGUAAGUUAAAUGGAAGGCACAGGACAUGGACUGUGAGAUAUGACUGAACUUUGAAGCCAAAAAGAGAUGAUCUACGUUUCAAAGAAAAGGAGGAAAAUCACUUAAUAUUUGAUGUCUUUUUGGUUUGGACUGUUUCUGUUCACAGUCUCCCAAUAUUGUCUCAAAGGAGCAGAAAUAAUUUCUUGGGAGAUGACUGAUUUUGAUCUUGGGAUGUGCAGCAUGACAAAUCAUGCCAGUUUAAAGGUAAUUGCUUUUUAAUUACAAUGUCAAAAAUUAUACAGUCCCACAGCAGAAACAUACCAGUGUGCCUCUAAAAUUGCCUUUCACUCUUUUCACUGACAUAAUCUUCAGUUAGUUCAGGAAAGGUUACUGUGGUCACAACUUGACAGGCUAAGCUUGAUGUAGUAAAUUAAAAAUGAAUAGGAAAUUGUUCAUAUAUCCCUGCCUGUGUGAUUUCCAGCAGCAGGUGAGCUGUAGUGAAUGUUAAAUCCUGGGCUGUCCCGUGAGCUCACAGGCACCUGCAGGUCAAUGAACCCACAGCACAGUCUGUUGCAAAAUAUCCCUACCCAGAGAUAAGAAUGUUGUGGUUACCUGAAUUCAGUUAAAACCCAGGGAUAUUCCAGUUAAUCAUUACUGAGCCAGAACCCAGCCUUUUGUGCAGCUUUGUCCCCAGUUCCGAGUCCAACCAGGAACCAGCCCAGCCCCACGCACGUGGAUGGAGCAGUCCUUCAAUGUCCUGGCUGUGCCCCAGCAGCCCAGUCCAUGGCCUGCCAGGAUUCCUGAUGAACACCUCUGCAAAGAGCAGUGCUGACAGAGGGAGACCACCCAGGGAAGGAGAACAUCAGCCAUUCCCUGGGCCUGCUCAAGCAGCUCAAACCUGAGGAGAGGAAACAAGAACCACUGCAGGGAAAAAGGCUCCCAGUGGCCGGAUAGGAGCCCUGCCACUAGAGACCCAGCAAUUCCCAGAAAAAAAGAGAUGUAGGACAAGCGAAGAAAUAUGAUGCAUCAUUGGCAGUGGUGAAUUUUCAUUCCCUGUGUGAUUGCCAGGAUUUUUGAUUGCCCAGAAAAGGCAGCACUUGGUAAAAAUGUUGUAAUCUCUGAGAGGUUUCACCAUACACUCUGCAACUGAAAGUGCAGCCAGAGGAGAAGGGGGCUAGCCAGCUUCCCUGACCACUUUCACACUUAGCAGCCAGCAAAGCC